Messenger RNA from Pteronotus mesoamericanus, 498 nucleotides. It is a transcript of the gene CUNH14orf180, whose product is annotated as chromosome unknown C14orf180 homolog. The transcript is spliced from 4 exons. Lineage: Eukaryota; Metazoa; Chordata; Mammalia; Chiroptera; Mormoopidae. Gene Ontology annotation, cellular component: plasma membrane. Bases 1 to 498 code for a protein of 165 amino acids. The record is from RefSeq and is a predicted model, not a curated record.
AUGAGGACGGCAGCGCAAGCCCUGAGCCCUGACUCCCGGCCAGGGACGCGACGCCAGACCAGGAGGAAUGCGGCGGCCGCUCUGGGCUCACCGGGGCCCAGGGCGGGGCAGGACGGUGACAGGAAGUGCCCCCCCUCGAUCCUGAGGCGCAGCCAGCCGGAGCGCCGGGGCCGCGGGGCCGAGCCGCCGAGGGCCACGAGGCAUGUGAGGUUCCGCGAGCCCUUGGAGGCGGCCGUCCACUACAUCGCCGGCCGGGAGCCCGCGCCCACCGCCAAGGCGCCCCCCGCGCCCCGCCGGCCCGGGCCCCGCAGCGGCGCCGGCUCCCUGCUGCUGCGUCUGGCCGUGUGCGCCCUGCUGGUGCUGCUGCUGGGCCUGUGCUGCGGCCGGGCCAAGCCCGUCGCGCGGGCCCUGGAGGACCUGCGCGCCCGGCUCCGCACCCUCGCGCUGCACCUCCGGCACGCCGCCCUCGCCUGCUGGCACCGCCUGCCCCAGCUGUGA